Stomoxys calcitrans (stable fly) is the source of this 1957-nucleotide messenger RNA. Its product is annotated as ribosomal L1 domain-containing protein CG13096. The coding region runs from base 80 to 1822 and encodes 580 amino acids. The record is from RefSeq and is a predicted model, not a curated record. The transcript has 2 exons. Lineage: Eukaryota; Metazoa; Arthropoda; Insecta; Diptera; Muscidae.
AGCUUGUCGGUGUCAUAUUAGUUGUUCCCCUGCACGUGUUUUCAUAUAUCAGUACAUUUAUAUUUUUCAAUACAAAAAAAUGGUAAAAGUUCAGAAACCAUUGCCAAAAUCCAUUGCACCCUCUUCCAAAACCGCGAACAAAGCGGCCAAUGGCAUUAAAAAGGAAAAGCCAGGCAAGGAUGUUAAUGUGAAAGCAAAGAAGGCCAAAGCGAAGUUGAUGGAGCAAGUUGCUCAAGAAAAGCAGUUAAGUCAAACCAAAUCCAUGAAAAAUGAUGUCGCCAAGGAACAGAAAAAUGGGAAGAAAAACAAGGAGAUAAUAAAGCAACAAAAGCCCAUAGUUUCCCAACCAACGGCUCACACAGAAAAGGCUCCAAAAGCAGAAGUUGGCAAAGAAAAGAAAAAAUUUCCGCCAACACAAGCGAAAUCACAAGAGGUGGUCAGCAAACAAACUAACUCGGAAAGUAAGCCUCCCCAUACACAGUCAAGUAAGAAACAGAAAAAUAAACAAAAUAAGGCCAAUCAAAAACCCAAACAGACACAAGAUACGGCUAACAAGCCUGAACUUAAAUCACAAAUUCAAGCAGGCAAGCAACAAAAAAAGAAGAAACCCCAACCGAAAACAAAUAAAGUGCCCAAGGUACCCUCAGUUCAAUUCGAGCCAAUGCCUUUCGAUGAAGAGCAAUUCAAUAAAAUUGUAAAUUUAGAAAAUAUCAAAAAGGUCGCUAAGGCCCUUAAAAAAUUGGUGGAGAAAGAGGUGAGCGAAAAAAAGACAUCAAUAUUCAGUGACUACAGAUAUUUCUUGAAUGUCAGCAGUUACAAAAUUCCCAACUGUCCUAAGCGUAUGGUCAAACUAAAUGUGAAACACUCUUUGGUGGAUCCAAAAGAUGGCGAUGUCGUUAUUAUUGUACCCGAUUUGCAACGUGGUGCUAAAAUGGAUCAUGAACCCACUGUACAACACUAUGAAGAUCUGUUUCGUGAAGCCGGAGUCUCCAAUCUAAAGAUUGUCCCCUUCAAUCAGUUGCGUAAAGAAUGCACAACAUAUGAAGCUAAGCGGAAAUUUGCCAACACCUAUGACUACUUUCUAUGUGAUGGCCGUAUUGUGGGUCAUGUUGUUGGCUUCUGUGGUAAAAAUUUUCAGAAACCACGCACCACAUUUCAUGCUGUGGGCUUGACUGAUCCCAAAACAUAUAAAAAGGAAAUUGAGCGUGCCUUAAAACGUACCGCUUACAAGCAAAUACAAAAAGGAGAUCUCGUUUCCAUACCUGUGGGCAAUCAUCGCUAUAGUAUCGAACAUUUGGCCGAAAAUGUCCAAAUGGUUGUUGAACAAUUGAAAACCCUCUAUCCCGGAGGUUUGGGAAAUAUACGCCAAAUGAAUAUGAAAAUUGAUAUCACCGGCACAUCCUCUCUGCCGUUGUAUGUUAAUUUGGCUGGUGCUCCUGCUGAGACCCCUAACGUUGUAGGUUCACGGGAACAACGUAUGCUUAAGUUGAAGAAGGAAGCUAAUGAUGUUUUGGAGCAAUUUAAUCUUAGUAAAUCCGGGGAAUUUGUUAAGCUAGAUAGGACACAAGUGGAACGCAAGCGCCAAAUCAAACAGGCUCGGCAAGUAUUGAUCGCUGUUGAUGCGGAAAAUGAGGAAACGCCUUCCAAAAAAGCUAAGAAAGAUAAUGAAGAGGAAGAUUCUGAUAGUGGAGAGGCAGCCGAAGAAGAUGAAGUCGAAGAAGCAGAGGGUGAUGAUGAGGAUCAAGACGGCGAAGAUGACGAUAGCAAUGAUGAUGAAGAAGAUGAAGGGGAUGAUGACGAUGAUGAUGAGGAUGAUGAAUAAGUAGUUUUAAUAAGAUUAAGUAUGCUAUAUAAUAGAUCCCGCUCUAUAUUUUUAUUAUGUUUGCGAACCUUAAACAAAAUCCAAAAUAUAUGUAUGAAAAAUAAUAAUGAGAUUUGUAAAUGUACACUUACGAUA